Molecule: messenger RNA, 1406 nt
Organism: Melanaphis sacchari
Lineage: Eukaryota; Metazoa; Arthropoda; Insecta; Hemiptera; Aphididae
Product: ubiquitin-like protein 7
Exons: 4
Coding region: 278-1303 (341 amino acids)
Biological process (GO): ubiquitin-dependent protein catabolic process
Cellular component (GO): cytosol
Molecular function (GO): polyubiquitin modification-dependent protein binding
Source: RefSeq, a predicted model, not a curated record
AUUAUUAUUAUUAUUUACUGUUGUUGUUUCCUCAUUUCCUGAGUCUAGUCACUUGUCAGUUGCUCAGUUUAUUUAAUUAAUAAUUGAUCACUAUUCACCAAUCAGUUCCUCUUUCUUAAGUUCUAUAUCAAACAGAGUCGUUGUUUUGUGUUUGACGAUAAAUAAGCAUUCUCCCUUGUUGCAGACCACCAAUAAUAAGGUUCACGCGUGUAAAUUACAUUCGGCGUCAUCGUCGGUUGUAUCCUACCGUGUUGUCUGUGGUAUCUUAGCUGGAAACAUGUUGAGUGAAGAACCAGAGAUUUCCUUGAUUAACGUAAAAUUACGUUUGGGUACAAUGACUAUGUAUACUGAAAAAGUGUACAUAGAUUUGCAGUCGCACGUAAGCGUAUUGAGACAUAAAAUUUGUGAAAAAGAUAACACUCUUAACAAAGAUAAUUUUGUAAUGGCUUAUUCUGGAAAUAUCAUGGAAGAUUCUGUUCCUAUUUAUAUGUAUGAUAUAAUUAACGGAGCUACAGUGCAUUUGUUCAAAAAGGUAAAUCUUGAAAAGACACAACCUCUAAAAUACAUUGACAACAGCAAUUCAGGAUUAAUGAAACUGGGUGUAGCAUUUCGUUCACUCUCGUUAAAUAUAUCAUACAAAUGUGCAUUAAUGAAAAUUAAUAAAAUUAAAUUGAUAAACGAUCUGCUUUUGAAUACUCCACAAUUGAAUGAAGAUCCUAUAGCAGUUACUCUUUUACAACAUUCUGAGUUGUUAGUUAAAGUCAAUGAUGUUGGCUUGGUGAAACGCAUUGCGGAAAAGCAUCCUGCUUUGGCAUUAGCUGCAUUGAAAAUUUCUGCAGUUGUUCGUGAACAAGUUGUGCAGAACCACUUGGCAUCAGAUGUUUUGGCCAGAUCUAUAUCUGCUGCCAGUGAUGAAGAAAUAGAAGAUUUAGAUGAUUCAUCUCCUGGAUCAGACACUAACAGUCAACCAAUAAAUAGAAACUUACCUUUUGCCAUCACUGCCGCACAGUUAGCAACAGCUAUAGCAAAUGUAACAACACAGCAACCACAGCCAAGUACUAGUGGGGCAAGUACAUCAACUGGAAAUACAGGAAAUGUGUUGGUGACUCCUAAUAAUGUACCAAGUCAACCAACUAUACCCACAGUUGAUUAUUCACAUCAAUUAGGAAUAAUGAGAGAAAUGGGUCUGUACAAUGAAUCUUUAAACCUACAAGGAUUACGACUUGGAGGUGGUCACUUGGAAACUGCCAUUGAAUUAGUAUUAAGUGGUUUUGAUAUUUCAGACACAGAUAAUAAUACAUAGUCCUAUUUAAUAUUAUUAAAUAAUAUAUUGUAAUAAAUUAAAAAGUAAUCAAUGAUUCUAUUAACAUUUAGUUAUUCUUGCAUUUGAUUCUUGUUUAAAAUUU